This is a messenger RNA of Trichoderma asperellum CBS 433.97, 1302 nucleotides long. RefSeq lists its product as uncharacterized. The record is from RefSeq and is a predicted model, not a curated record. Lineage: Eukaryota; Fungi; Ascomycota; Sordariomycetes; Hypocreales; Hypocreaceae.
AUGCCUCCGCGACGCCUUGCUGAUGGCGAUGGAGCGCGAGACGAGAUCAGAGAACAGGCGCAGCUCAGGCAACUCCAAGAUGCCAUCACUAGGCUCACUCUCGAAAAGGAGAGCGCUGAGAGAGAGGCCACCAAGGCCAGACAGCAGAUUGCAGACUUGAAACAUCUGCUCAACUCUGACAUGGAGGAAAUUGCCAAGGACACGGAGUCCCUUGGCAAAGAAAUGAAAAUGCUCAAAGAAGAGAACAAUCUUUUGAGAGAAGAGCUCAACGAUGCGCAGUCGCACAUCUUCAGUCUGCAGCCGUAUCGUAAGGACCUCACCCCAGAGGAAGUCGGACGGCAAUAUGAUGACCUGGUUGAGUCGGUUCAAGACUGGGUUCAGAAAUUCAUGGGCUUUUGGUUGGACGACUAUGAGGCUGGCGUUGAGGCUCUCGCCGCCCACGCACGGAAGAAUUCUGGAGAAGUUGCUAGAUUUAAGAAGGUUGUGCACAAGUACCCAGAUUUAAUCCACGGCUGCAUGUUCCCGGAGACCGAUGAAGACAUAAUCGUCGCUAUCAUUAUGCGAUUUCUCAACGACCACAUCUUCCAAAAGGUUCUCUACGGCUCUGCGGCGACUUAUACCGAGAUGGUGAGCUUUAUCGAGACACAGAUGCAGACCGCUGUUGAGCCUAAGAGAGACUUGUUUGCCGUUCGUACAUGGACUGCCGAGAGUUAUAAUGCUCUGAUGAGCGCUCCACAGUUCCGGAGUGUUCGCGCUCGACGCAGCAGAGACCUGACUAUAACCCUGGCAGAUGUGCUUCGCAUCUUUUGCAAAAAGGACAAGUACCAAUGGUUUUGCCAAAACACGGAGGAGCGUUGCAUCAGGCCGGCCAUGGCGCUCUACGAAAAGCUUCAGAUAUCCACACACCACUUCUAUCUCGAUAUCCAGCCCUACAUUGCGUGGAGCGGCAGCCAAAUUGCGCCAUCGCAAGAAUUUUACGAGUGCGUCGAGAAUCUUGAUUGCAAAAACAUCUUACAUAACAGAAAGGCCUUCAACAUGAACAAGCUGGACCCUCGACCUACUAAGACCGAUCUUUACGACAAUUUACUCAACGUGUGUACCGUGGUUCCUGCCCUGUAUAUCCGUCAAAUCGGCCAGCGCGAUGCUAUCAAGGCACCGUCGGUUGUUCGCAAGCAGCAGGUGUUAGUAGCCUGGGGCCCUGGUGAAAAGAGGGAGAAAUUCACCGAGGGGGCCGACGAGUCGCUGGUCCAUAUACUCUGCCUCUCAAAGGCACGGAAGAAAGGCGAGAGCUGGCUAAGCUGA